CCUCAGUCAGUCCCGCCAUUAUCGUCAUUUUACACUCGCCAGCUUAUCUUUACGAUCCUCCAUUCAUUCGCCAAUAUGAUCUCUACUACUACCCUGACUCGCGCCGCCCGUGUUGCCUUCCAAGGCUAUCUUACAGUCGCUUUCUUCAAAAAAAUCGUCGUCGACCGCACUAUUCAGGUCGUGUCCAGAUCAGAGAAGGUCUCCAUUAGCCUUGUCACAUCCACUGUCUGCUCCUCGACAGCCGUUCUUCUCAUAGCCACCACCAAAGCUGCUCAACAAUUCCUCAGCGAUGACUUCCAACGCGUUCCCGCUCAUAAGGAUGUCGACGAUACCGCUGAACCCAACGCACGUUUUGCUGGCGGCAAAGUUGCGGAUGCUAUCUCAACCAAGGCUUCCGGAGCACCAGCUCAGCUACCCUCGUCGCAUGCAGUGAUUGAAUUGAUUGAAUCUGCCUUUGACGGUCCUACCGAAGGCUUAUCAACAAUUGAUUCUGACACGACACUCGUAGCCUGCGACGAAGACUUGGCUGAGGACGUUUUCUCUGAUCGCGUCUCAGACACCACAGACCUUGACUCGGAGUCGCUUGCUGACGAAAGCGCUUUCUAUGAGGACGACUGUCAGGCUACAGCACAGUGCCUCACAGACGACGAACCGGAACACACUUUGCACGCCGAAUAUGACUCUCAGACUAUCAACAAUCUAAUCCAAAGAAUAUCGACUCUUUCUCUCGAUGAUGUACCGUCUCAUUUAUUAAGUCUUUCUCUCGACAAUGUACCUCCUCCCAUUUCAACACACUCUCUCGACGAUGUACCUUCUCCCAUUUCGACUAUUUCUCUCGACAAUGUACUCUCUCACAUCUUAACUAUCUCUCUCGACGAUGUAGCCUCUUACGCUUCAACUAUUUCUCUCGAAAAUGUACCCCCUCAUAUUUCAACCCUCCCUCUCGAUAAUGUGCCCUCUCCCAUUCCAACUUUCCCUCUCGACGAUGUACCCCCUCAUAUUUCAACUCUCCCUCUCGAUGACGUACCCCCUCAUAUUUCAACUCUCCCUCUCGACGACGUACCUUCUCCCAUUUCAUCUAUCUCUCUCGACAAUGUACCCUCUCACAUUUCAACUAUCUCUCUUGACGAUGUACCUUAUCAUUUAUCUCCUCUCGACAAUGGUUCCCCUCAGUCAUCGAAAUGUCAGCCUCAACCCACUGCAGUACACGACCACGUUAUCGACGACCUAAUUCAAAAAAUGGUAGCUCUUUCUCUGCACGACCAUGCCUUCGAUGCUCUACCCCAAAAGCCAGAGGUUCUUACUCUCGACGGCAACCACGCUAUCGAUGUUCUACUGCACAAAUCAGAGUCUCUUACUGUCGACGACGACCACGCUACUGACGCUCUACUGCAAAAGUCAGAGGCUCUUGCUCUCGACGAAAACUCCACUAUCAACGCUCCUGCUCUCAACAACAACUACGCUGUCGAUGCUUCACUGCACAAAUUUGAAGCGCUUACUCUGGACGACGGCCACGCUACUGACUGCUCUACUGCAAAAAUCAGAGGCUCUUGCUCUCAACGAAAACCCCGCUAUCAACGCUCCUGCUCUUGACGACAACUACGCUGUCGACGCUUUACUGCACAAAUUUGAAGCGCUUUCUCUCGACGACGACGCUAUUGACGCUCUACUGCACAAAUCAGACGCUCAUAUUCUUGACGACGAUGCCUCUCAGCUACCGAAACGCAUGCUACAUGAUAACAUUAAUGACAGUCCCAGUCGCCGGCACUUGCACACCACCGACACCUUACUUCGAAGUCUCGAGAUUGUCCAUCCUCGGAAUUUCAACUA
Messenger RNA from Suillus subaureus, 1830 nucleotides. RefSeq lists its product as uncharacterized. The record is from RefSeq and is a predicted model, not a curated record. The transcript has 2 exons. NCBI's taxonomy places the organism in Eukaryota, Fungi, Basidiomycota, Agaricomycetes, Boletales, Suillaceae. The coding region runs from base 76 to 1593 and encodes 505 amino acids.